AUGGAGACGGCGCCAUUACAGGAGUCCCUGCCCGAUAAGAAGAAACGCCACAAGAAGCGAUCAGUUUCGCCCAGCCAUCAUGAUGAAGUGUUGUCGGACCCGAACACGAAAGGCGAGGCGGCGAGUCCGCCGCAAGAAGAGGCUCAGUCUCAACAACCACCCCAAGAACAACCGCAGCAGGCGAACACACCAGCACAAAAGGGCCAGGAACCGGAGAACUCAUACUCGAAUCAACCAGCUUCAGUAAAGCCCGAGGAUCCGCAGCAACAACAGCUGUCGCAACCAGCUGCUGCAGGCAGCAAGGAAUCACAGCAACAGCAGAUGCAGCAGCACCAGGAGCAGCAGCAACAGCAGCAGCUGCGGAGGCCAGUCGGGAAGCAACAAACUCCUGCCGACAAACCUGUUGCGGAAACCGCAGACAACGUCUCUAUCCGCCCGCGCUUAGGCGUCAUAUUGGCGGCCUGCCUGAUUGCGUUCAUCGCCAUCUCCAUGAGCGUUUUGGUCUUCAACUUGUUCCGGCCCAUUGUAGGACAAGGCUGCGUUAACCCGGCAUGCAAGGAGGUGCUGCGAUACAUGGAAGCCAUCGUGGACAAGAAGAUCAAGCCAUGCAACGACUUCUACCGGCAUGUUUGCGGCCACUGGCUCCCACGCGAGACUCCGCCGACGCCAGCGCCACCAGCGUCUUCCUUCAUGGCGGACGUGCUGCGAAACUACACCGCUAGGAGGCACCGCGAGAUGAUGGCGCGGAAGUCGUGGGCUGAGCCCGCCGACUCGGUGUCACGUUACUACUCGUAUUGCGUCGCCUACAAGAGCGUCCCGAGGACCCUGCAGGAAACAGUGGGGAAGUUGUUUGAGGUCACUGGCAUAAGCCUAAAAUCAUGGCAAGAUAUUCCCGCGGAUGCUGCACUUGCUGAACUCAUACGGCUCUCCUACGUCUAUCGGUUGCACGCCCUCUUCAGGAUCACUACGAGCCACGACGACUCCGAUACCUACUUUGAAAUAGACAGGUGGACUUCCUUCAAACGACGGCUUCCCAACAUCGGCGAUGACAGUGAAAAUAAAGCGUUUCUCGAAUCCGUGCUGAAAGCCAUCGCAGGUAAGGACGUCAAUGCCACGGUGAUCAAAGAAUGCUUGGAUCUCGAUGAUAGCAUCGGGCUUAAGGAAACGCGUGGUCACAGUUCCCUGCCAGUCCCAAUUUCAGAUGACGAUUGCACCGAGUUUCCGCCUACGAAAUGGGUUACGCUGGUCAAUGCUGUAGGUGACGCACCAAUGUUGCCCGCCAACACUACUGUCAUCGGGAGAGAAUUCAAAGGUGCGUGCAGCGAUAUCACGUCCGUUUUUCUCCACGACGCAAUGCCUGUAAAGGACGUGUACCCGUUGGCACUGGUGGCGGUCAACAUCCUGAAGCUCGACUACAUGCUCGCAUCAGGUUCGAAGCUCGAACCGGAACUGGUGCAGAAGGUUUGCCACCAGGACACCAUGGCGGUGUUCAAACGCCUCUGGCUACCGUCCUUGACCAAGGUAUUGUCCAUCUCGUCGGAGACCGCCUUGACCGUGGACAGCUACUUCUCGGCCUUUAAGACUGCGAUCGAGCAGCAUAUCGCCGAGGACCUCAAAUGGAUGAGCGAGGAUGACCGGAAAAGCUUCGUGUUGAAGUCGAAGGAGUUGCAGAUGUCCAUGUUCAGCAACAGCUCCCUGUCUGAGCAAGAAAUUGGCGACAGCCGCUUCAACCCGAGUUUCGGUAUGCGCGAGAACGACUGGGUCUUCAACAAGGUGACCGUGCUGAAGAGGCUGAAGCUAGCCGAUGACGCCGACCACGACGCGGACGCGGUGCGAGACGACGACGAGUACGUGGACACCGUCGAGGUCGAGCUGGCUGUCGACCCCGCCGCUGGCAAGAUCAUGGUGCCGCACAUGUUCGCCGUGCCGCCGAUGUUUUUUGACGAUCUGCCGGGCGCCAGCUACGCCAACAUCGCACUGCUUGGUGUCCAGAUGGCGCGCAAAGCGCUGGGCCUACUCAUCGGCACGCAGGCCGCCGGGUCCUCGUGGUCGAACGAGACAGCGACCGCUUACGGCGCGCUACGAAAGUGCUACGCCGACCAGUCGGCCGCAUUUCACGCGCCGCUGGAAACUGAACAACAGUUUGACGAGGCGGUCGCGGCAGCCGUGGCCAUCAGGCUGGCCUAUCGAUACAAGCCGUUGAUUGGAGAGGGCAGCUCGGUAGAUGACGCCAAACUUUCAUCAGAGGAGCUCUUCUUCAAGCGGGCUUGCCUUUCCCUCUGCGCUGGCGGGAAGCCGCGACAGGACUUCAACUCCUUGGAGAAGGACGUCGCAUCUGCUGCUUGCACGCUUGCCGCGUCCAGCAUGCCGGAGUUCCACAAGACGUUCGGUUGCCGCGAUGAUGACCCUAUGGUGGCACCGAAGCUGUGCGCGUUUUAG
Molecule: messenger RNA, 2439 nt
Organism: Dermacentor silvarum
Lineage: Eukaryota; Metazoa; Arthropoda; Arachnida; Ixodida; Ixodidae
Exons: 5
Coding region: 1-2439 (812 amino acids)
Biological process (GO): protein processing
Cellular component (GO): plasma membrane
Molecular function (GO): metalloendopeptidase activity
Source: RefSeq, a predicted model, not a curated record